This is a messenger RNA of Heteronotia binoei (common prickly gecko), 1497 nucleotides long. RefSeq names its product interleukin 17 receptor B (gene IL17RB). Bases 68 to 1480 code for a protein of 470 amino acids. The transcript is spliced from 12 exons. Lineage: Eukaryota; Metazoa; Chordata; Lepidosauria; Squamata; Gekkonidae. Gene Ontology annotation, molecular function: interleukin-17 receptor activity. The record is from RefSeq and is a predicted model, not a curated record.
GGUCAUUUGGGUGCUGCUGGGCACGGCGCUGAGCAGGUGCCGCUCGGAGGAAGAAACCCAGCAGCUCAUGCAAUGUGAUACAGAAAACGGGCCUUCUGUUGAGUUGACAAAGCGUCACAACUUAACACCAUCAGAUCUUGGUGAUAUCAGUGCCAGAAUUGUUGAAAAAGAAGGAACAAUCCAAUUAAACAUUACUUGGACCAUUAGUGCAGAUGCCAGUAUUAGAGCACUGAGGGCCACGAAGCUGUGUGUAUCAACAGAUGGCUACCCAGCAUGUAUUAGGUGUGAUUAUACAAAACCCUUUCAAAGCCAAACCAGGCAUGGCGAUCAAAAAUGGCAAUUCUACUAUGUUGGAUUUCCUGUAGAAGAGAAUACCAAUUACUUUAUUGAUGGUUACAACCUACCACCAGCAAACCCAUAUGAGGAUCCUCCAUCAAAAUUAGUAAGACUGACUUCUCCAGACUGUGAAGAUGAUACACUGAAAUACAGCAAAACAUGCAUAGAAAAAGGAAGUCUGUGGGAUCCAAACAUAACUGUAUGUAAAAUGGAUACAGAAAUAGAAGUAAAUUUUACAGCUAGUGCCUUGAGUCCCAGUUAUACAAUCCUCAUUUGUGAGUCUGAAGAUGAAUGCAGUGAUCAGACUUAUCGAGAUGUAUUUCAUACCAAGAAGAAUAAUAGUAGAAUUUCUGAAAAAAUACCAGUGAAUACUCCAAGCAGCAAAAAUUACAUAGAGCUAACUCCUAAUUUUCCAAGAUGUGGAAAUGACUGUCGAAGGCACUCUAAAUACCAACUUAAAUGUACUACAAUUGGUUACAUUGGGGUGCUUAAGAUACAUUCCACAGGAAUAUAUCUUUGCAUACUUGCUGCAGUGUGUGUGAAAGUGUGCGUAAUUUUUGCUGUAGUGUAUGUCAAGAAGAAGCACGGUGCAGUCAAGAUGUGGCCCUUUUCCUAUUCUGCAGUACAAGUGCCGGUUAAGAUUCUUCUUAUAUAUCCACCUGAUGUCUGCAUUCACCACACAGUCCUUGCUUUUGCUGAGUUUCUACGUGAACGCUGCCAAAGUGAUGUUGUUAUAGAUGUGUGGCAGAAACGGAGAAUUGCUGAAAUAGGGCCAGUGCAGUGGCUUGCUAUUCAGAAAGAAUUAGCUGAUAAAGUAAUUUUUCUUAGUCUAAGCCAUAUGGAGCCUGAGUGUGAGUCAGCAUGUAAAAGAUUUGUAGAAGGCCACAAUAAGAACUCUGAGUGUAUGUUCACUCUUGCUUAUAACCUUUUCUGUAGUGACUGGAAAAACCAGUCAUCUCUCCAUAAGUACAUGGUAGUUUCUUUUGAUGAUGCAUAUUCAAUUAAAGCUCUCCCAAGUGCCUUGAAUAUCUGUCCAAAGUAUUUUCUAAUGAAGGAUUUUGAUUCCUUUCUUAGAGAGCUUUACCUUUUACAGAGCUCCAGCUGUAGUAAAGGCAGAAAGUCAAAGGGCAGUUAUCUAAUUUGAAAAGUCAACUUCAUGUA